AUGAAUGAAGAAGAUUUACGAUUGGCAAAAGUUCUCGUGAACAUGGAUUUAAACAACAAAGAUAAUAACGUGAGGAAAACCGUCGUUGGAAAAGUUAAGGAAAAGAUUUUCAGUUUCCAGGAUUGCGAUUCCCUACUGCGAUCAAGGUUGAUCCAACCUUGA
This is a messenger RNA of Pediculus humanus corporis (human body louse), 162 nucleotides long. RefSeq lists its product as uncharacterized. The transcript has 2 exons. Lineage: Eukaryota; Metazoa; Arthropoda; Insecta; Psocodea; Pediculidae. Bases 1 to 162 code for a protein of 53 amino acids. The record is from RefSeq and is a predicted model, not a curated record.